UCGAGUGCGUGAGCCACAUGUGGUACAUCGAUUUGGAAUUUUAGUCUGAUUUUGAACAUUGAAUUCAACAAGUUGAUUCGAAGUGCCAACAUAAUUGCCGCGAAAAAAUUUAUUCAAAUUAUUUAUAUUUAGAUAUAAAAAUGUGUAAAACGGUUUUAUUUUUAUUUUUGUGUAUUUUAUAUGCGUUUUCAAAUAAUGAUUGUUUUUGUCAAAGAACCGGGUCAAACCGAAUCAAUCGAAUGCGUGGCAGCAUUAUCACAAAUUUGACCCGUACACAUGCAUACGACGAUGAUAUUGUGACCAGCCACUUGGAUGCUUCCGUUCGAAUUCGACAAUUUUAUCGAAUGAUUAGAGAUGUUUACAAUAAUUUAUUAGGUGGAACUGGUCAGCGACAAACUGGAAAAUUUCUUCAGAAACGCGUACCAAAUCAUUUUCCAUUCCCAUGUAAAACACGUGGUUUUCGAAGCAAAACCGUACCAGAAAGUGUUCAUCAAUUAAGACCAGGUGAUAUUGAUAUUGUGGCCGCUGUUGGUGAUUCAUUAACGAGUGCAACUGCAGCAAAUUCGGCUGCAUUGUGGGAAGUUCUUAUUGAAAAUCGUGGUUUAUCAUGGUGUAUUGGAGGUCAAGGCACAUUCCGUACGCAUCUCACUUUGCCCAACAUUUUAAAGGAGUUCAAUCCACGGAUAUUCGGGUACUCAUUGCAAGAUUCAUAUAAUGUGCAUCGUUCGGCUCAAUUCAAUGUGGCUGAGAAUAUAGCAACAACAAGUGAUAUGCCAUAUAAUGCAGAAAAGCUGUUGCAUCGCAUGAAACUGGAUCGACGUGUAAAUAUGGCCGCACAUUGGAAACUACUAACAUUCAUGAUUGGCGGUAAUGAUUUUUGUUCGGAUGUCUGCUAUCAAACGAAUGCAACCCAAUGGAUAAAUCAAAGCCAAGAGAAAUACUUAAUAAAAACAUUACGUUUUAUUCGUGACAAUAUGCCAAGAACGUUUGUGAAUUUGGUGCCCUCGCCGUUGGUUUCAUUAUCGUUCUCAAUGGAUCGCGUUCAAGUACCAUGGUCGUGUCAUUUGUCUCGACCGAUCGAAUGUUCAUGUUUAUUUGGGCCGGCGUAUUCAAAAGCGCGUAAUUUUUAUCGCCGAUUGGAACGAAAUUUUGUGAAAAUUAUGGAACGAGUCAGCUACCGUGACGAAUUUCAUACGAAAGACUUUACGGUUGUGUAUCAACCGUUCUUCAAAGAUGCUUCGGUAUUCUUAGAUCAUGACAAAAAGCCCGACAUGACAAUUAUGUCAGUUGAUUGUAUUCAUUUGAGUCAAAAUGGUCACGCUGUUGCUGCCAAUGGAUUGUGGAACAAUAUGAUGCAACCACAUUUACAAAAAACCACCGGGUUGAAACAUUUAUUCCAAGAAUUUCGGUGCCCAAGUGAACAACAGCCAUAUCUGUACACAUAUUUUAAUAGUCCAUCAUAUUCUUUAAGAUAAAAUUCAAAUUGUUAUAUGCUUUUUUGGUAUUUUAAAUCAAUUUUAUUUUCGUCUUUCA
Messenger RNA from Contarinia nasturtii (swede midge), 1533 nucleotides. Its product is annotated as phospholipase B1, membrane-associated-like. The record is from RefSeq and is a predicted model, not a curated record. The transcript has 8 exons. Gene Ontology annotation, biological process: phospholipid metabolic process. Lineage: Eukaryota; Metazoa; Arthropoda; Insecta; Diptera; Cecidomyiidae. Bases 141 to 1475 code for a protein of 444 amino acids. Gene Ontology annotation, molecular function: glycerophospholipase activity.